CGUUAAGCUAAAAAAUUCUCCCAGCAGCCGUACUUUUUGCGUCGCUUUCUGCGCUGUUAUCGUUCUCCCUUACAUCGCUGUCGUUCACCAUUGCCGUUCUUACGUAACUCUCGUCGUCGCUGUUUUUCACAACUUCGACGCCAUCGCGGAGCGGUUUAGUUGAAGUGAAGGAGGCCUGACUGCCUUGUCCACAUCACGGUCGCUGUACAGUAUAAAAUGGGUGAUAGUGAUUUGAGGACAUGGGUGUCUGAUAAGCUAAUGUCAUUGCUAGGGUAUUCACAGGCCACGGUUGUUCAGUACAUAAUUGGCCUAUCUAAGCAAGCAAAUUCCCCAGCUGAUGUGCUGGCCAAGAUGGCAGAAUUUGGAUUUUCAUCAUCAACUGAAACCCGUUCUUUUGCUGAAGAACUUUUUUCUAGAGUACCCCGCAAACAAUCUGGUUUAAGUCUUUAUCAAAAACAAGAAAGGGAAGCAGCUAUUUUAGCAAGAAAGCAGAAGACAUAUACAAUUUUAGAUGCAGAUGAUGACGAUGAUGACAAUGGUGGUGGUGGUGGUGGUGGUACUGUUUUUGAUGACAAGUCUUCAAUUGCAUCUGCCUCUGAGCCCAGAAGAGCUGAUACACAUAAGAAGCGAUUUAGGAAGAAGAUUGAUAGUGAGGAGGAUGAUGACCAUGAGUUGCUCAGAGAAGUGGAAGAAGACAGGCAAGUUAGACAGCGGACUUCUCAAUAUGAAGAGGAUGGUUCUGAGUCUGAGGAGGAAAGACUGCGUGAUCAAAGAGAAAGGGAGCAAUUAGAACAAAAUAUCAGAGAACGUGAUGCUGCUGGCACUAGGAAGCUAACAGAGCCAAAGUUGACAAAAAAGGAGGCAGCAGAAGAGGCAUUUCGAAGAUCACUGGCUUUGGAGGAAGAUGGCAUUGACACUUUGAGAAAAGUGUCAAGACAAGAGUACCUAAAGAAAAGGGAGCAAAAGAAAUUGGAAGAACUCAGGGAUGACAUAGAAGAUGAACAAUAUCUAUUUGAUGGCGUGCAACUUACUGAGGCAGAAUAUCGUGAACUAAGAUACAAGAAGGAAAUAUAUGAGCUUGUGAAGAAGAGAUCUGAAGAGGCUGAUGACAUAAAUGACUACAGAAUGCCAGAUGCAUAUGAUCAGGAAGGAGAUGUCAAUCAGGAGAAGAGAUUUGCUGUGGCUUUGCAGCGCUAUAGGGACCCUAGUGCUGGCGAAAAAAUGAAUCCAUUUGCAGAACAGGAUGCUUGGGAAGAUUAUCAAAUUGGGAAAGCAACAUUGAAAUUUGGUUCAAAGGAUAAAAAGCAAAGAUCUGAUGAUUAUCAGUUUGUCUUUGAGGACCAGAUUGAGUUUAUCAAGGAAUCCGUGAUCGAUGGUGACAAGUUUGAUAAUGAAGUGCCUGGUGAGUCCUUGGAUUCCUCUAGGGCAAAAUCAGCUUUGGAGAAGCUUCAGGAGGAGAGAAAAACUUUACCUAUAUAUGAAUAUCGAGAACAACUUCUUGAGGCUAUUGAGAGGUUUCAGGUUCUUGUUAUUGUCGGAGAAACUGGUUCUGGAAAGACCACUCAAAUUCCGCAGUACCUUCAUGAAGCUGGAUACACCAAGCGCGGAAAGGUUGGUUGUACACAGCCAAGGCGGGUUGCUGCUAUGAGUGUAGCUGCUAGGGUUUCUCAAGAAAUGGGCGUCAAGCUUGGUCAUGAGGUUGGCUACUCCAUUCGUUUUGAAGACUGCACAUCUGAGAAGACCCUUCUGAAAUAUAUGACAGAUGGAAUGCUCCUACGUGAAUUCCUUGGUGAGCCAGAUUUGGCAAGCUACAGUGUCGUGAUGGUGGAUGAGGCACAUGAAAGAACUUUGUCGACUGAUAUACUAUUCGGCCUAGUAAAGGAUAUAACCCGUUUCCGACCUGACUUGAAGUUGCUUAUUUCAAGUGCAACACUUGAUGCUGCAAAAUUUAGUGAUUACUUUGAUUCAGCUCCAAUUUUUAAAAUUCCUGGAAGGAGGUUUCCUGUUGAGAUACACUAUACAAAAGCACCAGAAGCUGAUUACCUUGAUGCUGCAAUUGUAACUGUUCUUCAAAUCCAUGUGACACAACCCCCAGGAGAUAUUUUAGUCUUCUUCACAGGCCAGGAGGAAAUAGAGACGGCAGAGGAAAUUUUGAAGCAUAGGACCAGAGGUUUAGGGACAAAAAUUGCAGAGCUUAUUAUCUGCCCUAUAUAUGCAAAUUUGCCAACCGAGCUUCAAGCCAAAAUAUUUGAACCUACUCCGGAAGGGGCCCGGAAGGUCGUCCUUGCAACAAAUAUUGCUGAAACAUCUUUAACAAUUGAUGGGAUCAAGUAUGUCAUUGAUCCUGGCUUUUGCAAGAUGAAAUCAUAUAACCCUAGGACAGGGAUGGAGUCAUUGCUUGUAACACCUAUUUCAAAAGCUUCAGCCAUGCAGCGUGCUGGUCGUUCUGGACGAACAGGUCCAGGAAAGUGUUUCCGGUUGUACACGGCCUAUAACUACAAUCAUGACUUGGAUGAUAAUACUGUACCAGAAAUACAAAGGACAAAUCUUGCUAAUGUUGUGCUCUCUUUGAAGAGUCUUGGAAUUCAUGACUUACUAAAUUUUGAUUUUAUGGACCCUCCACCUUCUGAGGCAUUACUAAAAGCCCUGGAACUCCUGUUUGCACUGAGUGCACUAAAUAAACAUGGUGAGCUGACUAAAGUUGGUCGAAGGAUGGCUGAGUUCCCACUUGAUCCUAUGCUAUCCAAAAUGAUCGUUGCUUCUGAUAAGUAUAAGUGUUCAGACGAGAUAAUCUCUAUUGCUGCUAUGCUUUCUGUUGGAAAUUCAAUAUUCUAUCGUCCAAAGGACAAACAAGUUCAUGCGGACAAUGCCAGAAUGAAUUUCCACACAGGAAAUGUGGGAGACCAUAUAUCUCUUCUCAAGGUGUAUAAUUCUUGGAAGGAAACUAAUUAUUCUACACAAUGGUGUUAUGAAAAUUAUAUUCAGAUCUAGAAGUACACAUAUUCAGAACACCGCUGCAGGACAUCAUUCAAGUCUCAUUGGCCACCUAAACAGGACCACAAGUUGUCGGCGAGGGCACCUAUAAUCUCUAGAAGCUCGUUGCCGGAUAAAAGCAAGCUUGAUUAUGGAUCAAUAACUUCAACAAAAAUCUCACCAAAGGGAAGUGUUGGAAUUUAUGAGAUUUUUCCUUAAUUGAUGGGAUAUGUCUCAUAUUGAAGAAUCUUAUGAAUAUUGAACUGAUUAGUAAAAUCAAUGUCAUGAUUACAGCUGAUAUAAAGGAGUGAAUAUGGUUUAUUGAGAGGAUGCCAUAUACCAUUAUAAAUAUGGAGUCUUAUAUAUAGCAGACGGUUCUGCAUCACACACACAUGCACAGAAUCUCCUUCCCAUAUCUCUCAUUCACAAAUUUCAUCAAUUUGAACUUGUGAAGAUUGUAGUCUGAAUGAAUGAAAGUCGGUUUUCAAUCAAGAACUUAGGAAUUCAAUUAAAGAAAAAAAAAUUUAAUGACAAAAAAAUAUUGUUGAACUGAUGUUAUUUUUUCAAUCUUCAAAUAUCUUCUUGGGGUUGGAAAGUGAGGUCUGAAAUUUAAGAUGACCAUUGAACUCAUCUACUGUUGUUUAAAGGCAUUUAGUUGCAUAGAUACUUUUAGAUUGCGUUUUAAAAUGUAACUCUGUUGUUGAUGCUAAGGGUAUAAAGAUUAUCUUGAUUGUGUUCAAUGGUUUUCUUGCUGAUUUAUGGUCUCAUAAUGGAGUAGGGCUGUCUUUUAAAUGUUAAGGAGGUAAAUCUUAUGAAUCUAUGUGCAUAUUUUAAUAUUUUAAACUAGGACAGCACUAUUAUUUUUCAUCUUGGAUUUCGAAUAGGCUUCACAUAUCUAUAUCUGAUCCUUUAUACUCUUGUAAUCCU
Messenger RNA from Hevea brasiliensis (rubber tree), 3900 nucleotides. Its product is annotated as pre-mRNA-splicing factor ATP-dependent RNA helicase DEAH1. The transcript has 24 exons. The coding region runs from base 217 to 2991 and encodes 924 amino acids. Gene Ontology annotation, cellular component: catalytic step 2 spliceosome; intracellular anatomical structure. The record is from RefSeq and is a predicted model, not a curated record. NCBI's taxonomy places the organism in Eukaryota, Viridiplantae, Streptophyta, Magnoliopsida, Malpighiales, Euphorbiaceae. Gene Ontology annotation, molecular function: RNA binding.